GCGCACGCGUCCAGGCUGACAGGAUCCAUCCAACGAAGCAAUCCAAAACCGGAGAAGCGAAACAGCGCGACGCAACCGACCCUACUGCUAGAUACGCGAAGCAUCGACGCGUUCCUUCCCGAAUUCCCGAUCUCAGUCACCACUGAUUCGCGGGUCGGAGUCUUCGUCGUCGCUCGGCGAUCAAUCGAGCGGCGCGGCAGAGGGAGGAGGAAUCGAAGCGGCGAGAGGGGAGGGGAGGAGAGGAGGGAGAGAAGAUGGCGGAGAACCCGCAGCUGUUCGGGAACGGGAUGCCGGUGCCGUUCUACGGCGAGAUGUUCGUCCUCGCCCGCGACGGCGUCGAGUUUCACGUCGACAAGAUCCCAUCAGCUCCUGGCGGUCAAGUGAAAACAAAAGGCACAAUUUACCUGUCUAAUAUAAGGAUGGUGUUUGUUCCCAACAAGCCUGUUGGUAACUUCUUUGCUUUUGAUAUGCCCCUGUUGUUUGUGCACGGUGAGAAGUUCAAUCAGCCCAUAUUUCACUGCAACAACAUAUCUGGAUUCGUGGAACCAGUUGUUCCGGAGAACCAGAACAGGGCCCUGUACUCAACUCACACCUUCAAGAUCUUAUUCAAGGAAGGCGGCUGUGGUACUUUUGUUCCUCUCUUCCUGAACCUGAUUGCAUCUGUGCGGCGCUACAACCAGUUUGAAGCCCAGUCUGCUGCCAACAUGGCACCACGUGUGGACCCACUGCAAGCUGCGCAGACUCCUGUUGAUGAAAUGAUGCGUCGUGCGUAUGUUGACCCGAAUGAUCCUACCAAGAUUUUCCUUCAGCAACCUGCCCCAGAGUCCCAGCUGAGGAGGAGAAACUACCACGGCCCAGCUGACAACGCCUAGUAGCAUUUGGCUGGAUUUGCCUAAACCCUGAUGCUCAAUUCCAUUAACUAUUGUGUGCAUUUGAGCAUUUCACCUAUCCAGGUCCAGCGUUCCAACUGACUUUCCGUUCGGGUGUGCCGUUUCUUGUGACUUUAUAUCGUACAUAAUGUUGUGAGUCGUCUCAAUAAGUGGUGUACAUAAAGCAGUGGCCUGUUUGAAAUAUUAUUACUGGAGGAUAUUGGACGAACGCUACCUCGCAUAUUGCAGAAGCAACAAAUAUUGCCGGUGUCUAAUGUUUCUGUGCAAA
This is a messenger RNA of Setaria italica (foxtail millet), 1158 nucleotides long. RefSeq lists its product as uncharacterized. Gene Ontology annotation, cellular component: nucleus. Gene Ontology annotation, molecular function: transcription coactivator activity; chromatin DNA binding. Bases 255 to 872 code for a protein of 205 amino acids. The transcript has 5 exons. NCBI's taxonomy places the organism in Eukaryota, Viridiplantae, Streptophyta, Magnoliopsida, Poales, Poaceae. The record is from RefSeq and is a predicted model, not a curated record. Gene Ontology annotation, biological process: positive regulation of DNA-templated transcription.